CUGCAAUGGCGCCUGUAGAUUUCAAGUAUAUAUACCCACAACCCUCCAUGGAGAAAUCCCAAGAAAGGAGAGAUUGAAAUACUAAAAUGGCGGCUGCUUUUAUGCCCAGAGUGAAGCUUGGGAGCCAAGGGCUUGAGGUCUCAAAAUUGGGGUAUGGUUGUAUGGGGCUAUCUGGACCGUACAACAAACCUGUUUCAGAAGAAGAAGGGAUUGCAAUAAUAAAGGAGGCUUUCAGUAAAGGUGUUACAUUUUUCGAUACUUCCGACUUUUAUGGAGCAGAUCAUGCUAACGAGUAUCUUGUUGGGAAGGCAUUGAAAGAUUUGCCCAGAGGAAAAGUAGGAGUGGCUACAAAGUUUGGUAUUUGUAGAAUUGAAUCUACUGAGGUUAUAGUGAAUGGUAGUCCUGAAUAUGUUCGGUCCUGCUGUGAAGCUAGCCUCAAACGCCUUCAAGUUGACUAUAUUGAUCUUUACUAUGUACAUCGUAUUGACACAACUGUGCCUAUUGAGGAAACUAUGAGAGAGCUGAAGAAAUUAGUUGAAGAAGGUAAAAUAAAGUAUAUUGGGCUAUCUGAAGCUCACCCAGACACAGUAAGGAGGGCACAUGCUGUUCAUCCUAUCACUGCUCUACAACAGGAGUAUUCCCUAUGGUCUCGUGACAUUGAGGAAGACAUUAUACCCCUUUGCAGGGAACUUGGAAUUGGGGUUGUUUCAUACGGCCCUGUUGGCCAAGGACUUUUUGCUGGAAAGGCUGUUGUGGAGAGCUUGCCUACUAGCAGUUUCCUGGAAACACAGCCCAGAUUUACUGGAGAGAACAUUGAAAAGAACAAGGGCAUAUAUUAUCGUGUAGAAGAAUUGGCCAAGAAACACGGAUGCACACCUGCUCAACUCGCCAUUGCUUGGGUUCUUAAUCAGGGCGAUGAAUUUGUACCCAUUCCUGGAACUACUAAGAUGAAAAACCUUCACAAUAACCUCGAUUCUGUGAAGGUAAAACUCACUAAAGAAGAAUUGAAAGAGGUAUCUGAUGCAGUGCCCAUAAGUGAAGUGGCAGGACAUCGAAUCGGAGGUGCUUUUGACAAGUUAUCAUAUAAGUAUGCGAUUACCCCGCCAUUGAAGCAGUGAACUGCUGAGUGCUGAUAAAGCUCGAGCCCAGAGCCGGAUUUUAGGGCGUGCAAGACGUGCUACCGCACAAUGCUCCAAAAUUUUGGGGGCCCCUAGUCCAGCCCUAACCUAAUAGUUAAUAUAUGUAUUUGUGAUUAUAUUGGCUCAAAAUUAAGUUUUUUUUUUGCAUUUUUCUCUUUGCAAUUUUUCUUCAAUUCUCAGUUUAUUUAUACUUUGAUAGGGUCUCACUUAGUUAUUAGCACAGGGCUCGCAAACAAAAAAAUCGGCCCUGCUCGAGCCUCCAAGGAUUAGAAAAUUAGCAAUGCA
Molecule: messenger RNA, 1424 nt
Organism: Ipomoea triloba (trilobed morning glory)
Lineage: Eukaryota; Viridiplantae; Streptophyta; Magnoliopsida; Solanales; Convolvulaceae
Product: perakine reductase-like
Exons: 7
Coding region: 87-1118 (343 amino acids)
Cellular component (GO): cytoplasm
Source: RefSeq, a predicted model, not a curated record